AGGCAGCUCACCUUCACAACGUCUUCCUUAACCAAGAAACGGAGGAUUACCCGCCAGUCGACUAAGGAGCUCAAGCCGGAGAGGGCCCCCAGCAUCAGCAUCUGCCCAGACUCGGUGCUGCCCUCGACAGAGGACGACGCCGACCACGAAUACGGCAGCAACCCCAACCCGAACCUUGACCCUGACUUCAGCCUUGCCCGCCAUCGCAGCCACGAUCUCGACCACGAUCACGACCCCGAACCCGACCCCGACCCGUCGUCUUUCUCCUUUUCGGCUGCCUCCACGUCGGGCCUGACGUCGGGACUGAGCACGCCCGCCUACCUCCGUGGCGACUCCCUGCCAGCCUCCGGCGUGCCCCCUCGCCUACAGACGCAUUCGAGCUCCUUUGCCGCCUCCGACUACGCCUCGUCGGCUACGAGCUCCCCCGCUGCUGCCUCAACCGACCUGUCGCUCGACAACGACCGCGCUCCCGACUUGGUCGACUCGGCCUCAACCCUACAGCCCCCCGACUGCGGUGGCCCCAGGAGCCUGCCCCCCCUGGUCAACUCAUUCCACCGCGCCGUUAUGGGAGGUGCUGCGGACAUACCCCACCGGUCCUCGUCGCCGCUCAAGCGCCGAGCAUCCAGCAUGGAGCCCGACGGCGACCCCACCGACGCCAAGGAAGAUGUGGACAUGAUCAAUGCUCCAGUUCCCGUGCCCGACGCGUCGGAGCAACCGCCACCUAACCCACAAGAACAGCAAGCUGUCGAGGAAGCCAAGGGCGAGCCCGUGCCCCGACCUGCCCCAGAGGCUGACGAUGCUCUCCCGGCUCUGGUCGAGGCCGAAUUGCCCCUCCGGACUGACAUACCGCCGCUUAACCAGCAGGUGAAGGCCAUUGAAGCCUUGGUCAAGGCCUUCGCGGAAACGCCUGUACAGGAGGGCGACGUUGCCUACCUGGUGUCUCGGAAAUGGCUCAGUCGCGCCCAAUCCUUUGGUGCUCAAGGAAAGCUCGCAGGCAAGGCAUCGUCAGAGGUGACAUUGGGACCCGUCGACAACUCGGACAUCAUCCAAACCAUCUUCGUCGACGCCAGCAAUCAGCAAUGGGUAAAGCUAAAGCCAGCCAUGGGCAUGGACCACUUCGAGAUGUUUCCUGAAGGCGCCUGGGACCUCCUCCUCACGUGGUAUGGACUGAGUGAGGGACAGGUGCCUAUUGUGCGUACGGCGCACAAUACAGCAGUCGAUUCGGCCAGUCUUCCCAACAUUCAAUUCGAGUUCCAUCCCCCGGUAUUCACCAUCCACCGGUUAUGGGCCGCAAACAGCCCCAUCCCCAUAGACCAGGAAAUCAAGCUCAAGAAGCCCGCCCCUCCUGUCCUUGUCCAUAGCGCCACUUAUGGGUUCCACAAUUUCCUUAAGCAGGCAAAGCAGCUCACUGGUGUGGCUAAGGACUGCAAAGUGCGUCUCUGGAGAGUCCUGCAGAUCUCGGCCACCGAGCCGUCGGCUCAACCCCUGGGCAUGAAGACUCCGCCUGAUUCCCCAUCCUUGGGCGCUACCAUUCUCACUGGCCCGCCCGUACCAGCGGAGUCAUGGCCCGAGAUGCUUGUUGAUGUCGAGACCUUCCUGAAGCUCGAGAGAGAUGUGGAGCGUGGGGUUGUCGAAGCUGAGGACACGACGACCAAUGCUAACUACAAUGGCCGGAGCAACUUGGCCUUAGCAGGUCUGACGGUUGACCAUGUUCUCGUCAUCGACGAGCAGAUUGACCGGGACAGCUAUGUGUCCAAUUCUGUCUUUAAGAGCGGUAGCGCUAAGGAUAAGCACCUGGCCACUAAUGGAAGUUCGGGCACUCUGACAGUACAAACGUCACAAGGGCGUGGCAGUGGACGCAACAGCCCAGCGUCGCAAGGUCCCCUGACGCGAGGCCGCGCACAGCAAAAGUCUGGACGUUCCAUCGGCUGUGUUGGGCUUCAAAACCUUGGAAAUACCUGCUACAUGAACUCGGCGCUUCAGUGCGUGAGGAGCGUCGAGGAGCUCACAAAGUACUUCAUAACGGGCGAGGCUGCAAAGGAGAUCAACCCAGACAACCCGCUCUCGCACAACGGUGAAGUCGCGCAGGCGUACUCGAAACUACUUUUCGAAAUCUACAAGGACCCUCCACCCAACUCGAUCGCGCCGCGGACUUUUAAGGGCGUGAUCGGGAGAUAUGCCCCUUCAUUCUCAGGCUACGGUCAGCAGGACUCGCAGGAGUUCCUUGGCUUCCUUCUAGACGGCCUCCAGGAGGAUCUUAGCAGGGUCAAAAAGAAGCCCUAUAUUGAGAAGCCCGACUCAACCGAUGACAUGAUUGGUAACCAAGAAGCCAUCCGGGAGAUGGCUGCCAAGGUCUGGGAUAUCACUAAGAAGCGAGACGACUCCGUCAUUGCCGAUCUCUUCACUGGCAUGUACAAGUCGACUCUGGUGUGCCCCGAUUGCGAAAAGGUCAGUAUCACAUUUGACCCAUUCAACAAUCUCACCCUCCCGCUUCCGAUUGCCAACGUAUGGUCGAAAAACGUCCGAUACUUUCCUCUCAACGACGCUCCCGUCGACAUAGUGGUUGAGCUCGAUAAAAAUGCCAGCUCGAAGUCCUUGAAGCAAUUCAUCUCGGCCCGAGUGGGCGUGCCCGUCGAGCGUCUUUUUGGAGCAGAAGAAUUCCGAGAUAAGUUCUUCAAGUUCUAUGACGACUAUAUGUCUAUAUCGGAGGAGAUUCAGCAAAACGACAACCCAACGAUGCAUGAACUCGAGGUAGCUCCUACAAACUUCUCUGGGGUUAAACCCAAGAAACAGAAGUACAAGUCGCUUUUAUCAGACACCGAGCCUGACGACCGCUCUCUGUGGGAUGACCCAAUGGCAGAACGCAUGGUUGUCCCUGUGCUCCACCGCCUCAGCUCGGAGGAGCCCGGCUUCCGCAAGAAUCGCCAUUCGAGAUCAAAAAGUAGCGGAGAGGUGCCGCCAUCACAUUUCAUUGUGGUGACUCCUAAAGAAGCUCGUAGCGAGGACAUCAUUCGUCGCAAGAUCCUGGAGAAGGUGGCUACUUUCACGACGUGGUCAAAGUUCUCCUCUGUAGACCCUCUUGUAGAGGAGAUGGAAGUAGCAGAGGCGAUGGACCCAGAGAUGGCCAACACAGCAUCGGAUGUCGACUCUGCAGGUGAUUCCAAGAUCGUUGCCAAAUCCGUUGAGGGUGAAGAAGACAUUGUCGACGUCACCAUGAGCGAUAGUGGCGAUGCUAGGAAAGCGCCCGCUCCCGCGGAACCCGCGGAAGAGUAUCCCCUUCUCCUAAACAAGUUCAAUAAACAGCGGCCGAAGUGGAUUGACCCUGCCGAGUUUCUUAACCCACAGUUCCAGAACCUAUUCGAGUUGUGUUACUAUAAGGAAGAAACCAACCAACAUAUCAUCCCGACUGGGUGGACCGCUGUCCAGGAGGACAACACAUUGCCCAAGCUUAGCUCUAGAGCCCCUCGAAUGGUCGCUUCGGAUGUUGAGAUGCGGAGUCCAGGGACUUAUAAGAGUUCGGAGGACAGUGGCAGCGACGACAACGCCGUUACUAGAAUGAUUGACGAGUCUAGCGAGGAGGAUUCAGACUUUCCUAAAGUGCGGAACAUGACGUCGCGAGUCAAGGUGCAGAAUCAUAUAAGCGCCCGAGGAAAGAAUAAGAAGUCGAAUAAGACUUACGGUAAAAAGGGAAAGAAGAGGUUCGAGAAGGAACGAGCUAACCGCGAGCGACAACCUAUCGAAGUUGUCGAACCUGAGAAUGGUUUGGAGCCCGAUGGCGGGCCUCUGAUCCGUCUCGGAGAAGGUAUUGUGGUUGACUGGUCCGAGUCGGCCUUUGAUGCUGUCUUUGGCGGCAAUUCUCCAAACGAUAUGGCAGGCAUGAAGACCUAUUGCGAUGUCGCCACCCUGGAAGACCCCGGUCUUGACGCCAAGCGGAAGCAACGGCAAAUGCGACGCAAACACGGCAUCACCCUGGACGACUGCCUCGCCGAGUUCGAGAAAGAGGAAAUACUCUCGGAGCAGGAUACGUGGUAUUGUCCUCGCUGCAAAGAACAUCGUAGAGCUAGUAAGAAAUUCGACCUCUGGAAGACACCGGACAUUUUGGUCGUCCAUCUCAAGCGCUUCAGCUCCAGCGGAUAUCGCCGGGACAAGCUGGAUAUCCUUGUCGACUUUCCUGUGGAGGGGCUCGACCUGACGGAGCGAGUCAUUGAGCAGGAAGACGGCAAGCAAGAGAUAUACGACUUGAUCGCUGUCGAUGAUCACUGGGGCGGCUUGGGAGGAGGCCACUACACGGCGUUUGCCAAGAACUUCAUAGAUGGUGAAUGGUACGAAUUCAACGACACGUCAGCGUCGAAACAAAAAGACACGGCCCGGAUCGUGACCAAUUCCGCAUAUCUGUUGUUUUAUCGACGUCGGUCAGACAUAGCGCUGGGCGGGGCCCGAUUCCAGGGCAUUGUUGAGAAGUUCAAUACCCUGAAUGCUGCAGAUGAAGAUAUGCAGGAUUCGGGGGAAGGUCAGCGUCUCGGCCAAGGCUCCUCCCUUUGUGGUUCGCCGAGCGCUUCGACAGGAGCAGGUCUAACUCUCCCUCAAGGAAAACUUGGUUUGGUUAACAGCCAAGCUGAACCUGCGGGGGGUUCUCCUAAUGAUGCCGAUUUGGAGCUGCCAAGUUACCAACAGGCGAGCUUGGAUCGAGCCAUGGACGGUGACUAUGACGCCGAAAUGGGGCCGGACUUGCCAUGGAACCGGCAAGAGACGCUUCACAACAGCAUCGAGGGCGAUGGCGAGGAUGAAGCCAUUCAUCUGCCCGAAUUCGAAGACGGACCGUCGAGGUUGAGCGGACUACCGGGACUGGCGGGGAUUUCGUCGGCCAUCGCAACGAGCAACUGGAGCUUUAAAAACGUGAAAGCAGGUUCCGACGCAACCGGCCAAGAUGACGACCUGGCAAGCGAUGUCGCGCAAGGCGACAACUCCUCUGUUACAGACGAUGCGUUUGCUGACCCAACCGACGACGUCAUUGAGCCCUUUCGCCUGACCGAGCCCGACGUUAAGUACGUUGGGCCCGCCAAGCUGCCAGCAGACUUUGCACCUUUUGAGGCCCACAUCCCAGAACCAUCGGCUGAAGAUCAGGAAUACAUGGGCCGGCUUGCGAGCCAGGCGUGGAUGAAGCAGUUUCAUACGGUGCCCGCAGAUGCCGGCGAUGAUCAAGUUAGCGAUAAAGUUGCUGAGAUACACGUCGGCGACGAGCCCGAACCGCAAGAGAAACCUGUUUUGUAG
Molecule: messenger RNA, 5271 nt
Organism: Lasiosphaeria miniovina
Lineage: Eukaryota; Fungi; Ascomycota; Sordariomycetes; Sordariales; Lasiosphaeriaceae
Exons: 5
Biological process (GO): protein deubiquitination
Molecular function (GO): cysteine-type deubiquitinase activity
Source: RefSeq, a predicted model, not a curated record